Messenger RNA from Durusdinium trenchii, 642 nucleotides. NCBI's taxonomy places the organism in Eukaryota, Dinophyceae, Suessiales, Symbiodiniaceae. The record is from the annotation of a GenBank genome assembly.
AUGUUUUGCUACUGCUGCGAAAGCAUUCCAGAGGUGACAGUGGAGGUGCACUCCUCUCCCGUCCUGAAUGAGGACGGCCUCGCCGUUUCAGAACCACCAUCACAGGGAGCUUUCACUGUGAGUUUGGAGCUGGAAGAUUUAAAGCCUCGCUUGUUAGGCGUUGCCCUCGAUAGCACCGAGGAGAAAAACCUCAUGAUCGUGGGUAUCUUUGAUGGAAUCAUCAAGAAGUUUAACGAGAAGUUCCCUCGCCAGGGUGUGAAACAGUUUGACAAGAUCACUGCUGUGAACGGCAAACGGGGUUCGGCCAAUGAGAUGCGGAGGAUGAUGGUCUCUGCCAUUGCCGAUGAAACAUUAGAUUUGCUGCAGCUCACCAUCCGGCGCCCCACUGAAAUACAGGUGCAGCUGGAGAGACCGGGCACUUUGGGCCUACAGGUGAACUACACCGACCUGCUGGGUGGGGUUCUCAUCAGCAAGAUCGUCCCAGAUGGCCUCGUCGAUCGCUGGAAUGCCGAUCCCAAGAACCCCUUGGUGUCUGUGGGGGACCGCAUCAUCGCGCUGAACGGGGAGGACUUGAAAGGUGAUGACCUCCUGGAGCGUCUCAAGAACGACCCCGAGCUGAUUUUAUCAGUGCUACACUAUUGA